AUGGACUUCUCCGGGGUAGUUCCACCUGCAGAUAGACCCGUGUCUCCCAGAACGGGGCAAUUUCCCCAGAGCCGCAAACGUGGCAUCGGGCGGACAGCUUGCUCGCGAUGCAAGACACGAAAGCAGAAGUGUGAUGGCCAGCUACCCGUCUGUUCCAACUGUACGAAAUCAAGGGCCACUUGCGACUUGCAAAAUGUCCGUGGCGAGGAUUUAGUGGUCGCAAAGUACAUUCAUGCCCUUGAAAACAAGGUCGCUGAACUGGAAAUUCAACUCCUACAAUACCAACAUUCGCAGGCCGAAAGGUCCGAUGCCAGGACUCCGUCGAGCGGCACGCCGGGGCAGAUGAGCAUUGCCGACGUAACAAAUUCGCUCUGUCUUUCUCUUCCCGACACAUCUUCAGGAAUAGAGCUCUCCCAGUUUGCACUCCAUCUUGCCCUCAAUAUUGGUGAAGUCUCCAAAGCCUCGGCGACCACUGGUCGUACUUCAACCGGUGACUCUGGUCUGUCCGAGGAGCAUCCAGAAAGCUCCGCUGCCGUGGGAAAUUACCCAUUCACAAAUGAUAUAGAAAACGUGACCCAUGGCACUGGGCCACCAUCAGAUGAACUGGGUGUAAAACUGAUUGAGACAUAUUCGGAGAGAGUUGACUCGAGAUAUUCGUUCCUAGAUCUAGAUGAGAUCCUGCAGUGGCAUCGAGAUAGGGAACGUCUCUCCAGUAUUAGCCUGCAGUCCCUGAGUGCCAGCCAGCAGUUUGGAUUGUUCAAAUUGUACCUCGUGUAUGCUGUUGGAUCUGGUUUACUUUCCUUGACGGAGAAACAAGCGUCAUUACCCACACCAGAGGCAUUUUAUGCGACGGCAAUACGGCACAUCUCCGCGGCACGAGAACCCCGAUCGCUAGAGAACAUCGAGGCCAUGGUGCUUUUAGUGAUCUUUCACCUUCGUUCCUCGAUCAGUCAAGUGCUAUGGUAUCUCAUCGGAUUUGCCAUGCGCACCUGCAUUCAUUUGGGAAUGUAUCUUUCACGGCGCGAAGCCGACCUGCCCCCCGCUGUUAUUCAAAAGCGUCGGAAGUUGUUUUGGACUGUGUAUUCUCUUGAGCGCAACAUUUCUAUCGCACUCGGCUAUCCUGUUAGUCUGCCCGAUCGCUUGAUUGAUGUCCAGAUGCCCACUCUGAUGCGAGAGGAUGAUCACAAAUUACGGCAAGCAAUCCAUCUGUUCCGACUCAGGAGAAUUGAGUCUCGCAUUCAUCAUUCUCUAUAUCGCAUUGACCGCACCCUGCAAGAGCUUUUGCCAAAGGUUCGAGGAUACUAUCAAGAGUUACAAGAGUGGAAGGAAAGUUUACUGGCGUCUGUGUGUCUGGAUAACAACAAUCGCCCGGACUAUUUACUCCUCCACUACCACCGAGCUAUUCGCCUCCUCAUGCAGCCUUUUCUCUCUAUUUUACCGAGCUCUGAUCCAUAUUUCAAAGCUUGUGUAGAGUCCGCGGGACAGAUUUGUCAACUACAUAAGAAACUGCACCAGAACGCAGCGUAUGGACAUAGCUUUAUCGCCGUCCAGACCGUCUUUGUUUCUGGUAUUAUGAUGUUAUAUUGCCUAUGGACACACGAGAAUGUUUGGAGUGUGCGGUUGAGCAACAAUAUUCGAGCUUGUUCAAGCGUUCUGUUCGUUAUGGGCGAAAGAACUCCGUGGGUUCGGCGGUACCGCGACGCAUUUGAGGCGCUGGUGACCAUGACCAUGGAAAGACUAGAGACCCAACAAGAAUGUGACGCCAGGGAUAUUGCAAGCAUCAUGGAGGAUGUUCCCAUGCAGAGCACGGGGGUCCCACCGCUUCAUGACACUCAAAGUGGUGGCAAUGUAGCUGCCGAGUUUCCGGUAAUGGAAGGGUCUGGACUAGCACAAGGAGAGCCUAUGCCCCAAGCGCUGCAGGUGUUACAGGACAGAUGGAUGGAGUUCGAUACAAUGGCGGUUGUAAAUGAGCUCGUCACCUGGGUAGAUCCCAACACUCCCCGGGCGGAAACACCAUGGAUACCAGGUUACGGGAGUUUUGGAGACACCAGUUGGGAGGCAUGGCAGCUACCAUGA
Molecule: messenger RNA, 2076 nt
Organism: Penicillium robsamsonii
Lineage: Eukaryota; Fungi; Ascomycota; Eurotiomycetes; Eurotiales; Aspergillaceae
Product: Zn(II)2Cys6 transcription factor
Exons: 4
Coding region: 1-2076 (691 amino acids)
Biological process (GO): DNA-templated transcription; positive regulation of transcription by RNA polymerase II
Molecular function (GO): DNA-binding transcription factor activity, RNA polymerase II-specific; sequence-specific DNA binding; zinc ion binding
Source: RefSeq, a predicted model, not a curated record